Trematomus bernacchii (emerald rockcod) is the source of this 1027-nucleotide messenger RNA. It is a transcript of the gene rpp14, whose product is annotated as ribonuclease P/MRP 14 subunit. The record is from RefSeq and is a predicted model, not a curated record. Gene Ontology annotation, cellular component: ribonuclease P complex. The transcript is spliced from 5 exons. Gene Ontology annotation, biological process: tRNA 5'-leader removal. Bases 392 to 862 code for a protein of 156 amino acids. Lineage: Eukaryota; Metazoa; Chordata; Actinopteri; Perciformes; Nototheniidae.
AUAAUGAGCUGCGCCGACACAAAAGACAAACCUGCGCUCUACCAACGGGUCGUGUUGAAGAACGCCUCGCCGUACCACUACAUGAAGCGUUCUGGAGGAUGAGUCUACCCGACUGAGUGCGGUCGAUCUGAAGCAGUUCAUCAUCUCAGGGCUGGACAGUCUGUAUGGAGAGGUGGGAGCAGCGUUGAACUUUGACCUGUUGAAGUACGAUAAAGACACCCUCACUGCCUUUCUGCGUGUUUACAGCAAGGGUUUGGUGAAGCUGUGGAGCUCCCUGACUCUGCUGGGCUCGUACCAGAAACAAGCCUGCGCCUUCAGAGUGCUGCAGGUGUCUCCGUUCUUGCUGGCGCUGACAGGAAACAGUCGGGAGCUGCAGCUGGACUGACGGAAGAUGAGUUUCCUGUGGAGCAGAUUCUUUGUUAACCCGAGGCGCUGCCUCUCUCCUCCCUCUUGUCGUCUGCUCCACGUCGGCCAGAAAGCCUCCCUCACCAAAGCGUUCUCUGCCCGAGAUGUGCAGCUGUUCGCCGAGCUGACGGGCGACAACAACCCGGUCCACCUGGACCCCGUCUACGCCAGCACCACCGCCUUCGAGGCGCCCAUCGUCCACGGCGUCCUUAUCAACGGUCUGAUCUCGGCCGUGCUCGGAACCAGGAUGCCGGGCCGCGGCUGCAUCUUCCUGUACCAGGAGAUCCGCUUCCCCGCGCCGCUCUACAUCGGAGAGGAGGUGCUGGCCGAGGCCGAGAUUCGCAAGAUCAAGAUGUCGUUCGCCUUCAUCGCCGUGACGUGCUCUGUGAAGGACAAGGUGGUGAUGGAGGGGGAGGUGAUGGUGAUGAUGCCUGAGGAGCAGCAGAAGAAGGAGUGAGAGGAGGAAGAGGAGGAAGAACAUUAUGUUAUUUGCAGUGAAUAAAUAAAGUCUCCAUUGCAGCACAAACAGUGCAGCCCGACUUCCCGAAAUAUUUUGGUUGCAGCAGUAUUUUUUCAUGACAGAAUCCCCUCCCUUUUGUUUUUGUGUUGUAAUUGAUGUUCA